AUGGCAUCCUCUGCUUCGCCAUCAUCACCACCUGAAUCCAGCUCCGUACGGCCCAUAGCAUGCAAUGCCUGUCGGCAACGCCGCUCCCAGUGCUCAAAGGAGCGGCCAAAAUGCAAGCGUUGUCGUGAAGCCGACAUUGAAUGCAUCUACGAAGAAGCCCGCAAGAUCACUGUGAAUGAGAGCUACUUGAGAGAUUUGGAAGCCAAGGCCAGGGCUUUUGAGGAAACACUUCAAAAUCCAAAUGUCAAGGGCUCGGCUUCGGUCCCAACCAAGGGACCCGCGGUGUCAAACGCCGAAAGCUAUGAAGAAAUAACAGAAGGUAAUGCGCUAUUGGAAGAUUUUGGUCACCUGGGCGUCGAGGGGGGUCCCGCGUCCCCUAGCCUGUCGAGCAGCGUCAAGGGCGGCAGGUUCAAGGGCCCAGGCCACUCGGACCUGUUUCUCCGCAGCAUGAUUACGACCCUCAGAGCACCGGCAAGUGUGGGUAAACUCGCCGGUGUCCGAUCCGGCGUCCGGUAUCCCGACGAUGUCAGCCUCGACCUGAACCACAACCUCUACGAGCCCGGCCUACUGGCUCCCAGGCGGCUGGCCGUCUGGAGCAGCAUACGACUGCCUCCCAUAGAGACGGCCAGGCGGUACUACGCUGCGCAAUACACGUACAUUGGCACCAUAUUCUCCUUCACAGACCCGGUCGAGUUUGAAAAGUCCCUGACUAGGGCCUACCAGAGCACGGGGCCAGACCUGGGCGACCCGCAAGCUUGCCUCGAGUACGCCAAGAUCCUCGUCAUCCUCGCCUUUGGUCAGCUGUACUCGGUCAACCAGUGGAUAGAUUUCAAGGGCCCGCCGGGCUUCGACUACUUUACGCAUGCGCUGCAGCUGCUGCCCGACGUGCACGAGGAGGGAUCCAUCCUCUGCGUCGAGACGCUGUCUCUGAUAGGCUACUUUAUGCAAAACAUGAACCGUCGCGACGCGGCGUUUCUGUACAUUGGCAUGGCCCUGCGCAUGGCCAUCUCGCUCGGUCUGCACCAGGAGGUGCCCGACGCGACCCUCACCGACGAAGACCGCGAGCACCGCCGACGCGUGUGGUGGAGCGUCUACAGCCUCGACAGGAUCCUUUCCGUCAAGGCCGGCAACCCCAUCACGAUACAGGACGAGGACAUUGGCGUGAAGCCACCGUCCAAGCUUGCCUUGGAGCCCGAGUACUGCCCGGCCGUCGUGCUCCACCACUAUACAGAACUGUCCAGGAUCCUGGGCGAGGUCAACAAGCACGUCUUCCGGAAGGGGACGCAUAAAUCCGGCACAAUGCUCAUGGCCUCGGUCAAGGACAUCAUGCGGUCGCUGUCAAAAUGGCACCGCGAGCUUCCAGACCAGCUGCGGUUCGACCCGGCGAGGCUGGCGAUAUCCAGGGAGUCGGUCUCGACCUUGGUGCAUUAUUACCAGUGCAUCAACAUGACGGCCAGGCCUCUGCUCUUCCACGUGGUGAAGAAGCGCAUCCAGUCGGGUAGCCCCCGGUCCAAAGACUGGAAGCAGGGCCUGUCGCAGACGACCGUCGGGGUCAUUGAGACGUGCGUCAACGCCGCCCAGGACUCGAUCAAGAUCAUGAGCAUCGCGGCGCAGCGGGAUCUGGUCGCCACCUAUGGCUACAUGGACAGCGAGCACAUAUUCUCCGCAGCCAUCGUGCUGCUGAUGGUGUGCUUCGCCUUCCCGCCGGACGAGAGGAACACGCAGGCCAUGAACAUGGGCUUGAACCUGCUCAAGGGGAUGGCGGAGCGUGGAAACAGCUACAUCGGGGCGAGGUAUCAGCUGCUGCAUCAUUUGCGGUCCAUCAUCGACCCUCCAUCCUCCGCAGCCCCGAGUUCCAGGCAUAAUCGACGGCAUGAAAAGGCAAAACUGAGGAGAAGGUCCACGAGUAACCAUGCGACCGUCGUUGGGCUUGAAGCCGUGUACAAGGCAUCUCCGCAAAUGCUAUCGCCAUCUCCGCCCGUCCAGUCCGUCUCGGGGUACCAAAAGGCUCGCGGCAGCUUCAGUGGUGUGCCGUUAUCACCGCAGGGGCAGGCCAUGCUGCCGUCUUUUGUGACGCCCAACACCGGUCUAUCGCGGGACAAUAUGGGGUUCGGGCAGAUGCCGUUCGCAGACGUAUCAUCGGUCUAUCAUCAGGCGCAGCAGGACGCAACGGCUGGACCACAAAUGAUGGACAACUUUUCUGGUGUGGGCGGCGGCGGCGGCGGCGGCUACAUGCCGGGGCUCCGGUUGGGCGACAUGGACGACAUGUUCAUCGACGUCAACAUGAACAGCAUGAAUGGAGACGACGACUUUGGGCUGUGGGAGGCGGGCUUCGCCGACCCUUCGGCAUACGACCUGGCGCAGCUGACGCAGGCGGCCCAGAUGGCUGUCGACCAGGGCGUCGAUGAUGAUGGUGGGGAAGGUAACUGCAGCGAAAAGUCGGCCGGGGCCGGGGCCGGGGUGAACAUGAACAUGGAACUUUAG
Molecule: messenger RNA, 2484 nt
Organism: Pyricularia pennisetigena
Lineage: Eukaryota; Fungi; Ascomycota; Sordariomycetes; Magnaporthales; Pyriculariaceae
Exons: 3
Coding region: 1-2484 (827 amino acids)
Biological process (GO): DNA-templated transcription; regulation of DNA-templated transcription
Molecular function (GO): DNA binding; zinc ion binding; DNA-binding transcription factor activity, RNA polymerase II-specific
Source: RefSeq, a predicted model, not a curated record